UGUUUGGUUGAUGAAUAGGUGAGAGAUAAACACAAACCGAAAUUAAAAGUUAUCUAUGCAGAUUCGAAUAUUUUAUUUUAUUUUCAUGAAAAUUAAAAGAAAAUCUCAUACACAUUAAUUAUAUGUAGGUAGCCAUGUCUAUACACAAGCAGGAGCAUAAUACAAGCUCACCGUCAACGCCUAGAGUUCGCCAUCGCCGGCGUUCUAAUGAGGUUCCUAAUGAGACGAGCAGAUCGAAUGGCAAUUACUUGCUCACUAAUGACCGAGAUAAAUACAAAUCAAUGUUAAUCCGAGCUCACUCGUCUUUAUGGAUGCUUGGGGGAUUUCUGCUCAGUCUUUACAUGGGGCAUCUUUACAUUUGGGCAGCGGUUGUUGUUAUCCAGAUAUUUAUGGCAAAAGAGCUAUUCCAUCUUCUCAGAAGAGCUCAUGAAGAUAGGCGUCUUCCUGGUUUUAGGCUUUUGAAUUGGCACUUCUUUUUCACAGCAAUGCUUUUUGUGUAUGGCCGUAUAAUCAGUCAACGACUUGUCAACACAGUAACUUCAGAUAAAUUCUUAUACAAGCUUGUUGGUGGCUUGGUUAAGUAUCAGAUGGCUAUUUGCUACUUUUUGUAUAUUGCAGGUUUUAUGUGGUUCAUUCUUACGUUGAAGAAGAAGAUGUACAAGUAUCAAUUCAGCCAAUAUGCUUGGACGCAUAUGAUUUUGAUUAUAGUAUUUACGCAGUCUGCUUUCACUGUAGCCAACAUUUUUGAAGGGAUAUUCUGGUUUCUUCUACCAGCAUCUCUUAUUGCUAUCAAUGAUAUUGCUGCCUAUUUCUUUGGUUUCUUUUUCGGGAAAACGCCUUUGAUUAAGUUAUCUCCAAAGAAAACAUGGGAGGGUUUCAUUGGAGCAUCAGUUGCAACAAUGAUUUCAGCAUUUGUGUUAGCAAACAUACUGGGGCGUUUCCAGUGGCUGACAUGUCCAAGGAAGGACUUAUCAACAGGGUGGCUUCAGUGCGAUCCUGGUCCACUAUUUACACCGGAGCAUUAUUCCUUACCAGGAUGGGUGCCUGAUUGGUUUCCUUGGAAAGAGUUAUCGAUUUUGCCGGUGCAAUGGCAUGCUUUAUGUUUGGGUUUAUUUGCCUCAAUUAUAGCACCUUUUGGGGGCUUCUUUGCUAGUGGUUUCAAGAGAGCUUUUAAGGUCAAGGAUUUUGGGGAUAGCAUACCUGGACAUGGAGGUUUUACCGAUAGAAUGGACUGUCAGAUGAUAAUGGCGGUUUUUGCCUAUAUCUAUCAUCAGUCAUUCAUUGUUCCACAAGACUAUUCAGUUGAUAUGAUUAUGGAUCAGAUAAUGGGAAGCCUUACUCUGGAGGAACAGCAAGCUUUAUAUACGAAAUUAGGGCAGAUUUUCAGAGAGAGACAAUGGGGACUAAAUUGAAGUUCUAUAAGACGAUUGUUUAUCCCGCUCGCUACAGCUUAUGGUGUAAUGUCGUGUUUCUUGUGAACAUCAACCGAGUAGAAACAGGUGAUGGGGGGAAGAUUAGGUAGGAACUUUUUAUGUUUUCUUCAAUUGAGUGUUCUUGAUUUGUUGUUUAGCCAACAUUUUCCAGUUAUAUGCUGUCAAAUAUUCCAACCUUUGUAAAUUAUUAGCUCAGCUGGGAUUUCCCCGUCCCUUCAUAUGACUACUUUUUGUGAAGAAAUGUACUCAAGUCGACUGUACUAUAAUUAUCAUGUCAAAAAGAAAAUGAAAAAUAUUGACUUUGGUUUC
Molecule: messenger RNA, 1742 nt
Organism: Mercurialis annua (annual mercury)
Lineage: Eukaryota; Viridiplantae; Streptophyta; Magnoliopsida; Malpighiales; Euphorbiaceae
Product: phosphatidate cytidylyltransferase 1
Exons: 12
Coding region: 135-1412 (425 amino acids)
Cellular component (GO): endoplasmic reticulum membrane
Molecular function (GO): phosphatidate cytidylyltransferase activity
Source: RefSeq, a predicted model, not a curated record